CUUCACCGCACACAUAUAAAACCAAUAAAUAGAAUAAACCUUUUCGUCUCCUACCAACAAUGGACACCAAACCCCAUUGAAGACGAUUCAAGGAAAACAAUCAGAAAAUAAGAUACUCUAUAUAGAUCUCGUUUUUGUGUUUAUCAAAUCGCAAUUCAGUACAGUUCAAUUGAAUUAUCAGUGUUGCAGCAAUGUCAGGUGUAUCACUGCAGUGUGGUGAUUGUGGAACUCUUUUCAAAUCUGUAGAAGAAGCACAAGAACAUGCUGAAGUUACCUCCCAUGCUAACUUCUCUGAAUCUACUGAAGCUGUUCUAAAUCUCGUCUGUACUGCUUGCGGCAAGCCUUGCCGCUCCAAAACGGAGAGUGAUUUGCACACCAAGAGAACUGGGCACACAGAAUUUACGGACAAGACAGCAGAGGGAGUGAAGCCAAUCAGCUUGGAGGUGCCAAAAGCAAAGGCCGACGAUGAUGAAGACAUGGCAGGGGUUGGUGAUGACAGUGGUACUGGCCAGCAUGAAGAAAUGGUUGUUCCCGAAGUUGACCAAAACCUGCUAUCGGAACUUGAGACAAUGGGAUUUUCCAAAGCUAGGGCUAUCCGGGCACUCCACUUUUCCGGCAAUGCCAGCUUGGAGGCUGCUGUAAAUUGGGUUGUAGAGCAUGAAAGUGACCCAGACAUAGAUGAAACACCAAUGGUACCUGCCAGUGCCAAGAAAGGUGAGGCACCAAGGCCUUCUCUUACUCCAGAGGAAAUAAAGAUGAAACAACUAGAGUUGAGGGAGCGUGCUCGUAAAAAGAAAGAAGAGGAAGAGAGACAAAGGGAAAGAGAGAGAGAAAAGGAAAGAAUUAGAAUUGGUAAGGAACUCCUGGAAGCAAAACGGAUUGAGGAAGAUAACGAAAGAAAACGUAUAAUAGCAUUGCGUAAGGCUGAAAAAGCGGAAGAACAAAGAGCUAGGGAGAAAAUUCGUCAGAAGCUGGAAGAAGACAAGGCAGAAAGAAGAAGAAAGCUCGGUUUGCCAGCAGAAGAUCCUGCUUCCCCCAAACCUUCUGCACCUGUUGUGGAGGAAAAAAAGAGCUCGUUUUUGCCUGUCAGACCAGCUACAAAGGCAGAGCGGAUGAGAGAGUGCCUGCGAACUCUUAAACAGACACACAAGGACGAUGAGGCUAAAGUCAAGACCGCUUUCAACACACUUUUAACUUACGCAAAGAAUGUCGCUACAAAUCCCAAUGAGGAGAAAUUCCGCAAGAUUAGACUUAGUAAUGCUGCUUUUCAGGAUAGAAUUGGCAAGCUGCAAGGAGGCAUCGAGUUUCUUGAGCACUGUGGAUUUGAGAAAAUUGAAGGAGGUGAAUUCUUGUACCUGCCAAGAGAUAAGGUGGACAUUGCAGUGCUUAAUACUGCUGGAACUGAGUUGAACAAUGCUAUUAAAAAUCCCUUCUUUGGAGUCCUCUAAAUUCUAAUCUCAUACAUUAGUUAAGAUGAAUAGUGAAGGAUUCUUCUUUGUAUGUCCCAACCUUUUCCCCUUUGUUGAGUGAAGGUUAACUGAAUUUUAUAAACUGAAAUUGUAUAAGCUACUAAGAUUUGGUGGAAUCAUGUUCCUUUUUGAACCAUUUUUUAUCUACUAGUUUAAUGGAUCAAGUUGAUGUUUAAGCU
This is a messenger RNA of Solanum stenotomum, 1648 nucleotides long. RefSeq lists its product as uncharacterized. Lineage: Eukaryota; Viridiplantae; Streptophyta; Magnoliopsida; Solanales; Solanaceae. The coding region runs from base 192 to 1448 and encodes 418 amino acids. Gene Ontology annotation, molecular function: protein binding. The record is from RefSeq and is a predicted model, not a curated record. The transcript has 12 exons.